AUGGAUGCUAAUUUUGACGAACUUUCGCACGACACAAACAUAAUUGCCAAACUGAAACAGUUCAGUGAAGCGGCCUUCAAAAUCCAGGAUAUGGUGGAAGUGAUUAGCGAUCCUUCGUUAUUCGAUAAACUUUCCAAUACAGAUAAAAUUAAAUAUAACUUGCUGCUAUCUUACAGUCUUAAUAGUUUGUUUUGGAUGUACCUGAGAGCCGAAGGGAUCGAUCCAUCGAAUCACCGAAUCAGAUUAGAAAACGAGAGAUUGAAGAAGGCGAUGGUACGAGCGAAACAAAUCAAUGAUAAAAAUACACUUAUGCCACGCAUCAACAAAGAUGCUGCCAAGAGAUUUAUGAGGAACAGCUUGUGGGAAUUGAACAAAAAAAAGCACAAGAGUAUGAAGAAAGAAAUUGACAAGUCUGAAGAAUCGUCACCUACAUAA
Molecule: messenger RNA, 435 nt
Organism: Wasmannia auropunctata (little fire ant)
Lineage: Eukaryota; Metazoa; Arthropoda; Insecta; Hymenoptera; Formicidae
Gene: Rrp47
Product: nuclear nucleic acid-binding protein C1D
Exons: 2
Coding region: 1-435 (144 amino acids)
Biological process (GO): maturation of 5.8S rRNA; regulation of gene expression
Cellular component (GO): nucleolus; exosome (RNase complex)
Molecular function (GO): DNA binding; RNA binding
Source: RefSeq, a predicted model, not a curated record